Miscanthus lutarioriparius is the source of this 1152-nucleotide messenger RNA. The record is from the annotation of a GenBank genome assembly. NCBI's taxonomy places the organism in Eukaryota, Viridiplantae, Streptophyta, Magnoliopsida, Poales, Poaceae.
AUGAUUUCAGCUCUGCUUAGAUGUGGUCAUAGAAGACUCUGCAAGUCUACUCCCCCCAGGAGCGCCUUCCAUCUUCCUCUUCUAGCUGGUGUGGAGGCUGAGCUGCAUCCGGUCUCUGUUGGCCAUAUGAGCAUGGCUGCAGAAAUGGAACAGCCACUUCGGGAAUCCAUGUCCAUGGACAUCGAAGAGGGACCCCGCAUUGGAAAUGGAUCGAUCGUUGACAACCCCGCAUCUGACCUGGUGAAAUCAGAAUCUGACCGAAUAAAAACUUUUUACCAGACGGUCCUGUCGGCCAUCAUGGUGUUCGUCACGGCAGCACUAUCAAGCUACAAGGACAUGAAGACCCUUUACUCGACCACAAGCCGCAACAGAGCUCGCCUCAGCAGCCUCCUCGUCGACGAGGGCUUAUUCAUAUUCAUGACCUUCUUGUGUGCAGUGGUCCUAAUGAUGUCUGAGUUCUUCGUGUACCAGUAUGGCCGGCGGGGUCGUGUCUGGUGCUGGGUUCUCACCAUCCUCGUCGCAGUCACCGGUGUGAUGCUAAUUGUGGCUGACACAAUCCUCCUCAUCGUGGCGAACCGAAGCAACAUGUUGCUGUCAGUUCUUCUUGGGCCGGUGGUGUUGCUUGUCGGUGUGGUCGCGGGCGCUGGAGCAUGGAUGCGGGAGGAACCCAGCUCGGAGCUUGGCAGCAGGUAUGACACGGCCAUGAAGGUCACCUUUGAUAUGGCCACAGUUGGCACCAUUGUCUCUUUCACUCUUCAGGGGGGCAUCGUCUUUGGCUACCUGAAAACCCGAGGCAGUAAGCAGGUCAAGCGUGACCCGCCCCUGGACCUCGCUGCGUGCUAUGCCACCUCGACGCUCUCCCUGAUCGCAAUGAUGGUGUUUGCCAUGCCGCUGGCGCGUCUCCCGGACGACAUGCUGAAGGGUCCUCGUCAGAGUCGUCGAGAGGCUCUGGAGUGCUGUGCUGGCCACUCUUGCGAUGAUGGCGCUGGUCGUCUCGGUGGAGUUCCUGGACGGCUUCGUCGUGCUCUCCUUCCCGGAUGCCGGCGCAAUUGUCCUGUACUACGUGGUGAAGCUGUUCUCGGCAUGCCAACCGCAAGAGGGGAGCUCACUGCUGGACUUCACCUUCCGGAGCCGCCGCGGGGUUCACUCUAA